AUGUCACUGGCGGCGGGCGGCCUGGGGCGGUGGAGGGGCGGGCGCAAGCUCAAGGGCGACCUGCUGACUGCGGGCGGCGGCGUGAUGCCCGAUCCGCUCCAGAUGGCGGCGGCGGCGGCGGAGCGCAGGAGCCUGGUGGAAGACGCAGCCACCGCCCAGGACCCCGCGUUUGACUUUAGCGCGCCGGUCGCAGAGCCGGUGCCGGUGAGGGCGCUGACGGCGGUGGGAGCGGAACUGCCGGUGCCUCAAGUGGACCCUGCCACCCUGCCGCCGCUCACAAACGUGCUGGGACCUCUGGAGGCGGACCUUCUGGUGGAGGACUACUUCAUCAGCUGGCUGCCCACCAACUCCUCCUCUGGAGAGCUGUGCCAGAUGACCAGCGCGGGGGAGCUGCCAGAAGCAUUCCUGCUGGGAGACUUCCAGGAUUUGGUGGGCUAUGAGGAGGACUGCACGCCAGAGACGCUGCCAGAGGUGGGCGGCGGCGAGCUGGUGGCCUUCUGA
This is a messenger RNA of Chlorella variabilis, 501 nucleotides long. RefSeq lists its product as hypothetical. NCBI's taxonomy places the organism in Eukaryota, Viridiplantae, Chlorophyta, Trebouxiophyceae, Chlorellales, Chlorellaceae. The record is from RefSeq and is a predicted model, not a curated record. Bases 1 to 501 code for a protein of 166 amino acids. The transcript has 6 exons.